UCAGCUUUCUAAUAAGAGGACACGCAUGUUACUCCUCCUUAUCUUCACCAGUGGUUUUGAAAAUCAGCAGAAGUUUUUAAUAUAUAAAUGAACAGCUAAAAAAAUUCUCACAGAUGAUGGCUGCAGCUUCAGCUGAUUUACUGACCAAUACUCCACGUGAGGAAGUCUUCUGGAGUAACCAAACCAAGCCAGACACAAAUGCCUCGGAAUUUCAGAACAAUGCCAGUUGCCACUUAGAUGAAAACCAGCUGUCACUUGCUUUGAUAGUGUUUUACUCUAUUAUUUUUGUCGUUGGACUGGUUGGAAAUAUUAUAGCCCUAUUUGCUUUCCUAUGCGUUCAUCAAAAAAGGAAUUCUAUCCAAGUUUACUUGCUAAAUGUAGCUAUUGCAGACCUUUUGCUGAUCUUCUGUCUUCCCUUCCGAAUAUUCUAUCAUGUUACCAAAAAUACCUGGAUAUUUGGACGGAUUUUAUGCAAGAUUGUAGGAACUCUAUUUUAUACAAACAUGUAUAUUAGCAUAGUACUAUUGGGACUAAUUGGUCUAGAUCGUUAUGUAAAAAUAAAUAAGUCUGUGAAACGUCCUAAAAUGUUAACUGCUACAAGAAGUAUACAUAUCUGUUGCAUCGUGUGGGCAAUUGCACUAACAGGAUUUAUAAUAGUAGUUGCACCAUCUCUCCUCAAGAGUGAGGACAGCAAUUCCACUAUGUGCUUUCAUUACCGAAAUAAAAAGAAUGCAAAGACAGAAGUAAUUUUAAAUUAUAUUACUGUAAUCAUCUUUUGGAUCGUUUUUUUCCUUUUGUUACUUUCAUAUGUUAAAAUUGCCAAGAAUCUUCUGAAAAUUUCGAAGAAAAGAGCAGAUUUUCCCAACGCAGGAAAAUACACUCAGACAGCAAGAAAUUCCUUCAUUGUACUCAUUAUUUUCACCAUCUGUUUUGUUCCUUACCAUGUGUUCCGAUUUGUCUACAUUACAUCACAGUUACAAAAUCCAUCUUGUUAUUGGAUGGAAGUAAUUCACAAAUCAAAUGAGGUGAUGCUCGUAUUUUCCUCUUUUAACAGCUGCUUAGACCCAGUUAUGUAUUUCCUAAUGUCCAGAAGUGUUCGUAAGACUGUAUUUCAACUUCUUUGCAGAAGACUUCAUGGAGAUUUAGGCCUAACUCUAGAAAGCACUUCAGACAUAAAACUUGGACAAUAUACACAUGAGAGAUUAUCUACUACCACUCCCCACUCAAGCUCUUUAAAGAAGAAGUCGUCUCUGAUUUGAUUGUUUAAAUGAAAGGAUAUUAGUUUCUCUCUGUCACUUCAGGAGAGCAAUUUAAGAUUACGAAAUGCUAUACUGUACAGCUACUAAUCCUGCCUCUUUCUUCGUGUUAGAAAAGAGAAGUCUUACUUCUCUCUGUGAAAAUGAGAAGUUACUUUUCAGAAGUAUUUUGCUGUUGUUUAUCCAAGAAAACAAAAUAGGAAGUUCUGAGACACCUUCUGUUGGACUAAAAUAGAACACUAACUCUUUAAGGAGAUUUCCACGAUGUGGUUUGAACCUGUAUAAGGAAUCUUGUAUGUAGAAGUUAAUAUUACCAACUUGUCUUUGUAAAUGCAAUUUGCAAAAAGCGAAUCAGGUCUUAUUUGAAAAAAAAUAUAUAAACCAACAUAGAUUUUAUGUACUUCUCUAUUUUAACAGGUUUCAAAGAGAUCAGCAUUUAAACUACAUUUAUAGAAGCAUUUUUUCCAAUAAAAUAUUUGAGCAUUUAGCGACAUUUGUGGUUUAAAAAUGAGGUGAAGAAUACAACUGCCAUGAAUUCAGUUAUAAUUACAGAAGAUACAUUUAGCUUUAAUAAACAGCAAAAUUUAAAUAUUCAAGCUUGCUAAACCCCUUUUUGUAAUCUUUAAUGUUAAUUAAGGUUGAACACCUGAGGAAAAUUAGAAAUUAAUGAAGGAGAGAUGACAUAUGAGUAUUUUCAGUUACCUAAGAUUUCCUUCAAACUGCCAAAUUUGGUGACUGCAGCUACACAAAGUAGUCAACAAGGAAAAUAAAUUCACAGAACUGAACAUAAAGAGCAGAACAGAAAAAUUAGCUCUUGUGAACCCCUGAUGCAUCAGCUCUGAUCUUUGCUCAAGCUCAGUCACCAGAUUUCAAAAGCCACACAUUUCAGCUGAGCAUUUCUUCCCUGGCAAAGGCCUUCUCUUUUCAUGUGACUAACAUAAUUCUGAUAUUUGCUGAUACUAUGUAAAUAGUGAUGUAAGAGCAAUGUCCCACAGGUACAAUUAUAUUCUCUGAUUAAAACCAAACACUUUUACGUAUUUAUGUAUUCAAAACUGUAACAUUUGAUUACAAAGAAGAAGGCUGAAGGUGGGGGUUGUUUCACCCAAAGGUGAAUAAAGAGGCCAUGAAAAAAAUGUCUGGCAUGACAGGCCAGAAAAGUGAACAAAUUAGACCCUAGAUGUUAACCUCCAUAAAAAAAGGGUUUAUUAUCCCAAAUACAUACAAGCAAUAUUGCUCAAAUAAGCUGGUGUAAAGAAGUUGGUUUUAAUCUGACUACCAGCAACUUCUCAGACGGAUCAUGUGACUUUUUAUGCCAACCGUGUCAAAACCCGAAAAUUGUUACUAAUUCUGUAUAAUAUUCGGUUUUACAGAAGUUACUCAUAGAACUGCUAUUGAACAAAGUAAA
Molecule: messenger RNA, 2661 nt
Organism: Colius striatus (speckled mousebird)
Lineage: Eukaryota; Metazoa; Chordata; Aves; Coliiformes; Coliidae
Gene: GPR34
Product: G protein-coupled receptor 34
Exons: 2
Coding region: 114-1259 (381 amino acids)
Biological process (GO): G protein-coupled receptor signaling pathway
Cellular component (GO): membrane
Molecular function (GO): G protein-coupled purinergic nucleotide receptor activity
Source: RefSeq, a predicted model, not a curated record